GGCCGUUCAUUGCUAAGGUAGCUUGGCUUGCGUGCACACACACACACACACACACAUACGCACGUACGCACAUAGUAUAAGCACGCACGCGCGCACACACGCAACUUGAGGCGGCCACUUAAUUCAAAGUUCUGCCUCUUCUGCGCCUUCGCCAGGAGUGUCCCAAGAUGCACGGCGCGGGAAUGGCGGCAGCGAGCGUGGCGUUGCUGGUGGUGGCGGCGCUGUGUGGCGGCGCGAUGGGCGCCAAAUUGCCGGCGCUGGAGCCUUCCACGUUCAACGAGAUCCCCGCUGGGGACGUCGCGGCCGACGCCUACGGCUACCUGGUGCCCACGCCUUCGCUGCCGGCGGGCGCGGGGGCGUGCGCCACCACCAUCGUCACCGAGUAUGCGGAGGAGGUGGUGACUGAAACGGUGACGGAGACGGCGCCGGGCGAGGUGGUGGUGGAGACGACCACGGAGCUUUCCACCACCACCGUCACUACCGCCUACAGUGAGGUGGUGACGGCGACCGUCACCACCACAGACUACACCACCUUGGACGUCACCACCACGGAUACCACCACGGAGACCACCACCAUCGCCUCCACCACCACCCUGCCCGCCGCCACCGUCACCGCCACCGUAACGGAGACAGAGGUCACCACCGCGGUGGAGGCCACCACGCGCUUGGCGGUGGAGACCAAUGUGGUGGAGACCACCGUGGUGGAGACCGAGGCCUCCAUCGUGCUGGUGCCCACCGUGGUGGCCGUCACCGACACGCAGCUGGUGACGGAGACGCAGGUCACCACGCUGGCGGCCGUGACGGAGACGGUGCCCAAGGUGGUGACGGAGGCCUCGGUGGAGUACGUGACGGUGCCAGGCCAGCAGGUCACCAUGACCGUCACUGUCACCGACACCGUCACCACCACCGCCGUCACCACGCUGCCCGCCGUCACAUCCGAGGUGGUAUCCACGGAGGUGGUGCCGUCCGUCACGUACCUGGUGGAGACAGAGGUGGUCGCUGUGACGCAGACGGAGGCGGUGACGGAGACAGAGGUGGUGACGGUGGUGGACACUGUGGUGGAGACGGAGGUGGUGCCCACGACGGAGUACGAGGUUGAAACCGUGGUGUCCACCGUGACAGAGGAGUUCCCCGUCACGUCAGUGGUGGAAGAGACCAGCGUGGCGGUGGUGACCGUCACCACCACGCUGCCGCCGCCGCCCGCCGUCACCGUGGUGGUAACGGAGGCGGAGACAGUGCUGGAGACCGUGUCAGUCCCUGGGGGCGUCACGUACGUCACCACCACAGUGCUCGUGCCGCAGGUCGUCACCUCCACAGCCCUUGUCACCAGCACGGCGGUGCGCACAGCAGUCACCACCAAGACGCUGCCGCCCUCCUGUGGUCACGGCGGCGGGUACUCCUACAGGCAGCCCAGCACGCCCCUCAACCUCCCCGGCAUGUACUACUAGCGCACCCUCCUCCUCCUCCUCCUCCUCUCUUCAUUUCCCUGUGUCUUACUUGUAAAUUUUCCAUCGUUCCUCUUCUAUAAGGUAGACUUUUCUUCAUCUUUUUCUCUGCCUUCUCAUCUUUUCUUUAUUUUUGUCUUCCUUGCGUAAAGUAAAUAUUCCUUCGUCUUCUUUCUUCUUCACUUCCUCUGCCUCCUCCUCCUCUUCUUUAGUAAACAUAACAAGAUAAGGAUCACCUCUUCUUAUCGUCCUACUCCCCCCAAAAAAUACUAUUACUACUACUACUACUACUACUACUACCACUACCGCUAUGAAGACAUAACUCAUCCGUCCCACCUUUUUUUUAACACAAUAUUGUUCCUGUUAUUCUCAUUCUCCUCAUUUUUUUUUAUUUGUAUCAUAAGUAUUACGACUAUGAAUAUUAUUUUUCUUUAACAAAUCUGUAAGUGUGUUGCGGGACUUCAUUGAAUGGAGUCUGUCUUGUGUAGAGAUUUAUUUUAUCAUUUACAUGUGUUUGUGUUGCGUCAAGCUA
Molecule: messenger RNA, 1977 nt
Organism: Scylla paramamosain (green mud crab)
Lineage: Eukaryota; Metazoa; Arthropoda; Malacostraca; Decapoda; Portunidae
Product: mucin-2-like
Exons: 2
Coding region: 168-1448 (426 amino acids)
Source: RefSeq, a predicted model, not a curated record